UUAUGAAAUUUUAAAUAUCUGUAAAUUCAAAGCGGUAAAUAAGCAGAACAAUAACAUAACAAUUAUAACCUCCAACAAAGGAUAUUUAUUAAGCACAAACUAUAGUUUAUAAGAAGUCCUCAUCACACUCUACUAUAAGUAGUGCUAAAUAAACUUGAACGUGUUGAUUGGUUACAUAAUAGUGAAGUUUUUAGAUCUCCAAAAAUUCUCUAGUUUCUAACCAAUCAAAAAUCUUGUUUUAUAUAUAUGCAGCAUUGUGUGAUUCGAAAUAUCGUGAACAUUGAUACACCCGUCAAUGGCGGACGACGAAACGAAAUACACAAAGUUGGCAGCCAUGCAUCGCCGACAUUUUAUGCGAAAAUUGUUUUGUAACAUGGUCAAGAGAUAUAUAAUUUUUACUCUAAAAAUUAAUUGUAUGAUGCCGGUUUGUGAAUUAUUUCAACGUUCAGUGCGAUAGUUGCGAUAUAUGUUCAUUAGUUUCUGCAAUUAAGUGCCGAUCGAACUAUUCCAACGAUUGCCAAACGUUUCCCGCCUCAGAUUUGAAGGAAGUUAAAUCACAAUGGCUACAACCAUAGUGCCCAAGCGUUCUUCUCGUCUGAAAUUACAUGAACCAUCCACGAAAAUUACAUCCAAAAAGAAACCUCAGUCCAAGAAAGUCAUCACUAAUAAGGACUCACGAACAGGUAAUAUCAAUACAAGAAGCAGAAGUUCACGCGUAUCAAUGGAAAAUAAGUCUUUACAAAACAAUCAAACAUCAGUGAGAUGUCUACGUCCUCGUCGAAACAACAAAAAUUACUGCGAAGACUCUAAGUUAUUGCAGCAAUAUAUUUCACCAAAACAACAGGAUAGUGUGGUAAAGUUGGAAAAAAUAAAUUUAAAUGAGAAGAAAAAAGUACCCGUAUACAAAGCUUUGAAAUCUGAAAAAUCCUUAGAAGACAAUGAUGUCUAUGACUUUAAGUUCGACAUUAAUGAUUCAAAAGAGAAAAUUAUUAAAAAAGGAAGGAAGAGAAAUGUUACUCAAAGGAAAGGAAAAGUAAUCAAGAAAACAAUGCGUAAGAAAGUUACUGUACAAUUAAAAACAAUCGACCAUGAGACACUCAAAGCUAAGCUCAAUGCAAAUCCUUCUGUUGAGAUCGUGCAAAAGGAAUCUUCCUUGGAGUCUAUAGUAGCUAUAGAAUCAACAAAGGAAGAUGUGAAGAAAGUUGAAACAUCUAAAGCAGAUGUGGAUAUUCAGACAACAGAGAAAUCAGUAAACAAAGAUGUUGAGAUGGAAAUUACAGCACCAAUAAUAGAUACAGAUAUUCAGACAAUACAAGAAUCAACAAACAAAGAUAUAGAGAAAACAGAAAUAUCAAGACUAAAUAUAGAUAUUCCAUCUAUAGAAGAAAUGACAUUACUAUUGCCUGAUAGAACAUUUGCAAAGCAAAUUAAUAAGGAAAAUGUGAAGAAGCCAAGAAUCAUAUCUAUUGAAAAUGCAGAUAAUAUUAUAAUUACUAAAUCUCCACCCAAGAAUACUGAGAAUUCACAGCUCUUUCGGCCGAAAAAUAUAUUUGAUAAUAAAAUCUCAGUAAAGGAAUCCAAUAGAACGUUAAAAUAUUCUUUACUCGCGAAAACUUUAUCUCCUAUCCCUAGCAUGAAAACUAAUACCUUGGAUCUUGGAAGUCCUUGGCGAGUACCAACUUUAAUGUUUUCUCGUACUAAACACUUUAUCCAAAGUACGCCACAUAAGAACUUUGAAGCAAACAAAGAAAAUAAAGAAAUAAAUAGAAAAAGCAUGGAAAUGAAUAGAGACAAUACGGAAAUGGAUAAAGAAAUAAAUAGAAAAAGCAUGGAGAUGAAUAAGGAAAAUAUGGAAAUGAAUAAAGAGAGUGCAAAAAUGGAUAAGAAAAAUAUAAAAAUAGAUAAGGAAAAUAUAAAAAUAGAUAAAGAAAAUAUAAAGAAGGGAAAUAAAGGACGAAAAGAAAGAAAACAAAAAGCCCUUUUUUACAAGAAACAUGCAACUCAAAAGAAAUUAUCGAUGUUAGAAAAUCAGGCUCCAGAGAAAAUAGCAAUUGCAAGCAAGUUAGAUGUAAAACCAGCACCUGCCAGAAUAUCAUUGGGAGAAAUAAAAAAUUUACUGGAACCAAACAUCAAUGAAGAUAACAAAUUGACGAAUGAUCAAGUAUCUGCUGAAGUUGACAAAUCAUUUCUAGAACAAAAAAAUAAACAAUUUAUAAAUUAUCUCAACUUUUCUGAUACAUUUGAUUUGAUGUCUGAAACUGAAAGACUAUCGAAUAUUGGAGAGGAUGCUCCCUUAUUUAUGGAUUUAGAACCUUCACAUUUUUCAAAGCCACCACGACAUUCAUACAAGAGGAAACGAAUUGUAAAAUUCGAUUUUUCAGAAGAUAGUGAAGAAGAAGAAAAAGAGAAAGAAAAUGUUAAACCACGUACAAAAAAAAAGAAACCUACUAAAUCAGAAAAAGAGCAGGAGAAACGAAUAAACGAAUGGAUAAAAACAGUGAAUACUACAUUUCAAGAAAUCGAAGAACAUGAUUUAAUAAUUGAAUAAUAUAGAAAAUGAUUUAUUACGGAUCAAUAUUCUAAAAAAACCUGAAAAAGUUCAAAGCUAUAUUAAUCGACGAGUGAACAUUUUAAAUUCCUUAUGUUCAUUUACUAUUUAUGGCAAAGAUAUUUCACUUCAUAUCUCUGCUUUCUAUUCUUUGUACAUUUUAUACAUAUGAUGUGUUGUUCAUAAAA
Messenger RNA from Pogonomyrmex barbatus (red harvester ant), 2736 nucleotides. RefSeq lists its product as uncharacterized. NCBI's taxonomy places the organism in Eukaryota, Metazoa, Arthropoda, Insecta, Hymenoptera, Formicidae. The record is from RefSeq and is a predicted model, not a curated record.